Molecule: messenger RNA, 914 nt
Organism: Punica granatum (pomegranate)
Lineage: Eukaryota; Viridiplantae; Streptophyta; Magnoliopsida; Myrtales; Lythraceae
Source: RefSeq, a predicted model, not a curated record
CAAGACCAACCUCGGCACACAGCAAAUAGCAUCCCUCUUGACACCAAAACAAUCUUCUAACGGGGAAUCUUUGUUCUCUUCGUUUCCCUGUAAAUACCAAGCAAAUGGGCGCUCUUCAACUCAACUCUUAUGGCCUCGCUUCUCCCUCAACCGUUGUUAAAUUCAAUCAACGCUCCACGAACACUCUGCAGCACCCCUUCAGACUCGGAGGACAGACAAUGCGAAGGAAUCGACCGCCUGGUGGAAAAAUAAGAGCUGUCGGAACCAUCCCCGAGAAGGAAUCCGAGACUGCUCCUUCGGAGGAACCGCCAUCUAUCGGUUUCGCUUUUAUCGGUAUUUUUAAUUACGGUUCUAUUUGUCAGUCCGUUUUGCUCCCAGACGGGACACCUGAUGUUCAGCUUCGGAGAGCCACGGGUGGGCAGAAACUUCGGGAUAUAAUGCUGGAUGCUAACAUCGACUUAUAUGGACCUUAUGCUCGGCCGCUGCUAAAUUGCGCUGGGGGUGGGACUUGUGCAACUUGCAUGGUAGAGGUGAUUGAAGGCAAAGAACUGCUCAGCCCUCGAACGGACAAAGAGAAUGAGAAACUUAGAAAGAAGCCUAAAAAUUGGAGACUUGCUUGUCAGACAGUGGUGGGAAAACCAGAUUCCAGAGGAAUGGUCGCGAUACAGCAAUUGCCCGAGUGGAAAGCCCAUGAAUGGAAGUACGAGAAAGGCCUUCCUACAGAGGACUUCUGAGACAUUUUUGUAUGCUUAUCGAAAUGGAGGACGAAGGAUAGAACAGCACUAUUCUUUCUUAUAGAGAUGACUAUACAAUAUAUAUAGAACGGUUGAUGAUGGCAUGAAAUCUACGAUAAUAACUACCUUUGUGCUCUGAUACCAACUGACGCAGUGGACACACGAAUAACUUGUUACAGA